Galendromus occidentalis (western predatory mite) is the source of this 2186-nucleotide messenger RNA. RefSeq lists its product as uncharacterized. The coding region runs from base 47 to 2116 and encodes 689 amino acids. NCBI's taxonomy places the organism in Eukaryota, Metazoa, Arthropoda, Arachnida, Mesostigmata, Phytoseiidae. Gene Ontology annotation, biological process: telomere maintenance; double-strand break repair via nonhomologous end joining. The transcript has 11 exons. Gene Ontology annotation, molecular function: telomeric repeat DNA binding; double-stranded DNA binding. The record is from RefSeq and is a predicted model, not a curated record. Gene Ontology annotation, cellular component: Ku70:Ku80 complex.
GGAAGUACGUAUCCUUCUCAGCAAGGCCCGAGAAGCAUUCGCGCAGAUGCCGAAGCGGAGGGUUCACGAUAUUUCCGAAUCUGACGCGAGUGAUGAUGGAAUCACCGGUACCGAACAGGAGUCCUCUUCGACGGGCGCUGACCCAUCGAGAGGAGUAAAGGUGUUCCGGCUGGCCCUUGGAUUCCGAAGCCUGAACAUCAGAUAUUCACAAAAAUAUCGCGCAAAACCCCUCUCUCGACAGAAAGGCCGCACGCAUGAGGCUCUCACUGAUGGAGCAGACGGGGAGUCGUCACCAUCGGAAAGAAGUCCGACGAACGAAUCAGAUCCUCAUGCGGAAUCGAGGGCUCUGGCUCUGAGGGGCUCUCCAUCGUCAGCAAGUCAAAUGUCCAUCCUGUGUUUGGAUGCGCACGAGGAGGUCGAACGAACGCCAAGAUCGUUCAGCGUCGUGGACGUGCCGAAGCGACCCCCACGGAAAGUGCAGACUUUGAUGUUUGCCUACGUGGUGGAUCGUUCCCCAUCCGAGACGUGCAGUUUCGAAGAUUACGGAUUCUACACCCUGAAGCGGAGAGUAAUCGACACUUUCAUGCGGAUGAGAUUGGAUAAGUUCAAAAAGCACCAUGCUCUGGUCCUCACAUGCUGUGACGCGAGGACGGAUAAUCUGAGCAAUCGACUCCAAGCGAAGUCGCUCAACGAGCACUGCGUGGAAAUUCUCCAAGCUGACGAACUAUCCGUGGAUCGGAUACGGGAGCUUCCCGAAACCUCCAGUUUCACAUCCGAAGAGGAGCAGUUUUCGAACGUCAUUGCGGGUUUGAUGACUGCAGCCGAUAUAAUAACGCGCAAAGCUGCUGAUUGCGGAACAUACGAGCGAAUCGAAAUCACUUUGUUCUCCGAUCUCAAAUUCGACUUAAAAGAUCGAUCGGUCAACAAGAUGUCCCGGGUUCUCUCCCAUGUGUUGUCAGAAGCUGAUCUCACGAUAAUCUCUGACGCGUCGGAGAAGGAGUAUUUCCAGCGGAAUAUGGAUUUCUUGAAGGAUAUUUUCAAUGAGGUCAAGGUGUUCUCUCACAAGGAAGCAAAAAGACAGAGCGAGCAAUGGACGAUGGCUGAGCAGAUACCAACGAAAUUUGCGGCGACUAUAAAAAUUUUCGAGCAGGAGCUCCCGAUAGAAGCAUAUCUUCUUUGCAACGAGAAGAACAGCUCACUCCUGAAGACGAAACUGGAGAAGGCCGAUGACAAGACCCAGACCGUCGAAGUUGCGGAGAGCUCCCUUCGCGAGGAGAAGAAACUCGUCAAGCUCACCGACGAUGGCCACUACAUGAAAGACGACCAUAAUCGUAUAGUGACUGUCGACCCUGAGCGCGCAGCCAUGGCUUACCGAUUUGGAACAACAGCCGUCCCGACAGAGAAAAAACUCGCCGAAUAUGUACCGUCUGAGCCGAGUCACAAAGGUUACGUGGUUAGGGGCUGGUACCCUGCCAACGAGUUCGCUCUAUACGUGAGCGGCGGUAAGGCAUACCGAGUGUUUCCUGCGGGCGGGAACUGUUCCGUGUUCGAUUCGCUGCUGGUCUUAUGUGCUCGUAAAGGAUACGCUCUGCUUGUCGACUACACGUACCAAGCCCGCUUCGAGCCAAAGCCGGGAGUUCUCAUACCUCAUCUCAAAAAACGUUGCUUCGUGUACUAUGACCUGGUACAUGAAGAUAAUCUCAAUUAUUUGCCUCGGUACGAUCCCCUCGCUUCGGUGAAGCCAUCUGCGGAUAAGUUGAAGAAGCUGUGCGAUAUCAUCGCCCAGUCUCAAAUCGACCGUCUUGAGCUCAAAUACGACCCAAAAGAUCAACAAAUAAUUGAGAAUUGCUGGCAGCAAGAAAUCGGAGAGAGCUCAUGGAAGUUCCAUGAGAGAUUCGGGAGCGUGGCUUUCAAGAGAGAUGCUGCUCUGCUCGAGAGGAUUGAGGAAUUCAAAGAAGGCGCUGGAGGCUUCGUUCGACGGCUGGUUGUUGAGAAGAAAGAAGAAUCCGCUCCCAAGGAAAAUGAGGAUCUAAUCCCUUUCCCUGUUGAGUUUGUGGACAAGGCUCAGAUAGAGAGAGUACCUCCCGACGAUUUCAAGUCACUCUUCAGGAAAUGAGAAUAUCUCGUCAUCGAUUUGAUUCAUUCUGGAGUCUGUCAAUAUGUUUCUAAUAAAAUCAUGAAUCUUA